Molecule: messenger RNA, 1831 nt
Organism: Penicillium brasilianum
Lineage: Eukaryota; Fungi; Ascomycota; Eurotiomycetes; Eurotiales; Aspergillaceae
Source: the annotation of a GenBank genome assembly
CUGCCGGUCUCCGCAUGUGCUCCGCAUUGACAUGCACAUCCACUAGCUCCGCUCCUCUUUCACCCUCGCAAUGUAUCGCAAUCUUUGUCAAACAAUCAUAUCAACUCGAUUACUAUGCUGUCACCAUACUCCUCAGGCUACCUACCAUUGACUUUAAUGGCUUCGGGAGCCCUACUUGUCGUCUCUUUAAUUGGCUGCGAGAUUGACUCAUCCAUAAUCUGACGCGAUACCUUUUGGGGGCGGGCCAAGAGGGCAUCACCGCCUUUAUAAAGCCAGCAACACUCACAUCGAGGUUGGAGCGGAAUCUAGGAUCCUAAACUCCUCCACCUGACGACCAUGGCUCUGACAAGCCUACCUCCGGAGCUACUGCAAAUGAUAGCUCGCUACAUCACAGACAACCGGGAGGGCAGAUUGCCACGGGCCUCAACACUAAACAAUAUCUAUGCACUGGCUCGCACUUGUCGCGCAACCUACCGUCAGCUAUGUUGGAGUUUGUAUCGCUACGAUGCCGAUAGAGGGCAUAGCUUCGCGCUUGUCUGGGCUGCCGUGACGAACAACCCUCAGACUGUAAGAUUAUCUCUGGCUGGUGGUGGCAAUACUCAAGCGACGAAUCAACACGGUCAGUCUCCGCUGUGGCUAGCAGCUCGCCGAGGACAUCGGGAGAUUGUGGAGAUCCUGCUAGACUACGGUGCAGAUAUCGAGAUCAGGAAUCCGGUAGGCCUUACUCCUCUUAUGAUCGCAGCCCGCGAGGGACAGUGCGAGAUUAUCAUGGUAUUACUUGCUCGAGGGGCAAACCACGCAGCUCAAACUCGAAAUCACUCUACCCCUCUUCUUUGGGCAAUACGGGCUGGUAUGAUAGAUGCUGUGAAGAUACUCAUCGAACACGGGGCCCAGCUUCCCGAGCCAAAAACAACCCCCUGGCGACGAUGGGCUUUGGCCGCGUACUGUGCCGGUCCUGAUAGGUGGGAUGACGUUCCCGAGAUUCAAAGACUGAUGGAAUCAAGCCAUGAUGGAAACCAAAACAAGCUUUUAUUAGAAAACCCCCUUCGGCAUGCUAUCCAGUAUCAGUUCCUCCCAUUGUCCACCUUUUUCCUUGAUCAGUGCAUUACCCCGAUGGGCGAUCUCGGCUCAUUCUUUGGAUCCUGUCCAGCCAAUGAAGCUGUGCACGACAAAUCCAGCUAUGGAAUCGAGCGAUUCUGGGAGCGCGGAAAUGUAAGGAGACAAUGGUAUUACUUUGGACGCCCGGAGGAAAAACCGAUAUGGUGGGCUGUAUUUCAUGGCGAAGAGCAAAUCGUGGAGAAGAUGUUGAAACGUGGAGCAGAAGUCAACUCUGUUACCCACUGGUCCACCAGGAAAGAGCCGAGGAAUCUGAUCUCACUUGCUCUAGUCCGAGGAUACUACGGAAUUGUCGAACUCCUGCUGGACUAUGGGGCCGAUCCGAAUUACCGAUUCCGGGAUGGGUCCCUGCUCACCAGAGUGCUCCGACUUGGAAAUGAACGGUUGGUGAUGAAGGUCUUGCUGCGCUUGAAGAGCCUUGGUGCCCUCAACAUCACUAACGGCGGAAGUCUGCUUGCCAUAGCGAUUGGGAAACAAAAUGCGAUUCUGGUCAAAAUGCUGCUUGAAUUUGGCGUCAAUCCAGAUGCCGAGGUGUUCUAUCAAAGAGGCACCGAAAGCAGCCGCAGGUUCAAGAGUCCAUUGUCCAUGGCUAUUCAAAUUGGACAUCAGGACUCGGUGGACACGUUGCUUGAAUAUGGGGCAUUGUAACCGCGUUGUAAGAAGGUAGACUUACCCCCGUGUAAUGUUGGACUGACAUGGCAUGGAUGAAUUUGAG